Coccinella septempunctata (seven-spotted ladybird) is the source of this 1745-nucleotide messenger RNA. RefSeq lists its product as uncharacterized. The coding region runs from base 273 to 1532 and encodes 419 amino acids. Gene Ontology annotation, biological process: regulation of DNA-templated transcription. Gene Ontology annotation, cellular component: nucleus. The transcript is spliced from 2 exons. NCBI's taxonomy places the organism in Eukaryota, Metazoa, Arthropoda, Insecta, Coleoptera, Coccinellidae. The record is from RefSeq and is a predicted model, not a curated record.
GAGUUCUCACUUUAUCUGAUAUGGCUGCAUGUCAAUGUUUCGCGAUUAAAGCAAAAACUUCAGAAAACCAUUUACAUCGUGACGUUGUCAUAUUGCACAGGGUUGAACGUUGGAAACCGUAUUGGAUGAACGUAUUUACAAAACCACGCCUUCCCCCGAAAUUCUAUUGGUCUGCAACCUUACGUUUAUCCCUAUAGGGUGCUCGGAAAGAGAGGAAAUACGGUCCGUAAACGUAGAAUGCCACCGCUAUUUCUCUCGCAACAACGCCGAGCAUGUUUCGCGUCCUUCUCCUAAGGGGUGGGAAUUACAUUUCGCCCCAGAUGGCUAUGGAGGUUGAAUCCAGCAAUAUUGGGACAGCUAGUAUCUGUUUCGGGGCAUUUAGUGACGUUGGUUUCACGAGAGAACAAGUACAGUGCGUGACUUGUGAGAAAUUGAAAUCGACGAAUAUGACAAUGGAUGUUAGUAAUCGCAAGGUGGAUUUACGGGGUGACACACAUAUCGAAAACAAAAGUGAUAGAAUUCAAAUGACUGCCAAAGCUUCAGUGAAAAGACCCUUCGAUGUAGCAUUUCUGAUGUUACCUGACGAAAAAAUGAAACAGAAAAAGUUGGCCAAGUUGCAAGAGAGGAAAAUAGAGGUGACAAUUCCCGAUCCCGAAGAAGAAGAUGAAGAAAUUGAAGUUGGGGACCACAACGAAAAUUUCAGAAACGAUUGCAAAAUCCAGAAAUUUUUAUCUUCACAUCAUCAAAAACAACAGAUAUUCGACGAUCCAGGUUUGAUCAAGGCUAAAAACUUAGAAGAACUCAGAGCUAAAACAUCACCCAGUUACGAACAGCGAAGUGCAUUCACCAAGGUCAAUUUAGCGAAUAAGGAAACUAAUAAUUGUAUAUCUCCGGCUCUGUCUAUCAGUCCAGAUUUGACUUAUCAACAUUCUUUAAGUCCGUCACCUCCGAUACGUACAUACCAAAACUUCUCCAACAAUUUGUUACCUCAAAGUCAUCUGUUUAAGACUCAAGCAAAUGGCUUUUCUGGCAAUUUUGAUACCUUCAAUAGUGCGCCCAUAAUCGAAGGACAUCAUUUUCUCAUGAAGACAGACAAUAGGUUGGCCAAUAAUUUGGGGAAGGUUCGCCCCAUAUACAGACCAGAAUUGGCUUACAAUUAUGGACAGUUCCCAACGCACACGGAAAUGAUGAAAAUGACUCCUACCGCCCCCGAUCUAGGCUUAAGAAAUCCUGCCGCCGCAAUCUUGACAUCCUUGCUACCACCAUCGCUUGCUGCUUUAUCCCUGCCAGCACAAAACGUCUGUGCGAAAUGCAACAUUUCCUUCCGCAUGACCUCAGACUUAGUCUACCACAUGAGGUCGCAUCAUAAAAAUGACUCGGUAGAUAUGAACAAAAAAAAGCGAGAGGAUAAAUUGAAAUGCCCUGUUUGCGCAGAAUCUUUCAGAGAAAGGCAUCAUUUAACGAGGCAUAUGACCGCGCAUCAGGAUAAGGAGGAAGAUGAUAUUAUCAAAAAGAAGGACGUUCAGCAGUAGAUCUUAUAAUUAUCACGUUGUACAUAUUAUAUUAUAAAUAUAAUUGUUAGGGUCGUUGUAAAAUGUAAAAAUAAGGUUAUGAUGUUGAGUUUUUGAUUGAAUGGGCCGAUUGGUGCUGUUAAGAUCCAAUUAUGGAAUGAAAUUGUCAAUAUUAUGGAUUUUGGCGCACGUUCUGAGUUAUUAUGUGCAAUAUUUAUAUUUAAUUGUAUAGAA